GCGAAGACGCGGUUCCUGCCCAGGGAAUCACACAGCCUCUCCAUGGCCAAAUUCGUGCUUGCGGGUAGAGCGGAUUGCCCAUUUUAUGCUAAAGCAGAACUUCUAGCAGACUAUUUACAGAAGAAUCUUCCCGAUUUUCAGAUAUAUAAAAUUACACAACAUCCUCAUGUUUGGGAGGAGUGGCUGAAAGAUUUGUGUGAAAAGAAUAAAUGGAACCACAAAAAUUCCCCCAUCAUCUGGAGAGAGCUGUUGGAUCGUGGAGGAAAGGGUUUGCUUUUGGGAGGAUACAAUGAGUUUCUGGAGCAUGCCCAGCUUUACUACGGUGUCACCUCUAGUAUGACGACUGAGAUGAUGAAAGUAGUUGCUGAAGAGAACCUGGAGGCACAUAUAAAAAAUGAGCUGGAGAAAGAACCACAGAAAGACCUCACUGAACCCUUGCAGGUCUGGAUCGCCAGCGCCUCUGCCUCCGCCUGCUGCCACCUCAUUCCCAUCCUGACCAGCGGCGAAGUGUUCGGAAUGCACACGCAAAUUAGCCUAACUCUAUUUGACAAAAAGCAGGCGGAAGAAACUCUCCAAAUCCUUGCCACAGAGACGCGGCACCUGGUGUCACCCUUCCUGCAGAGCGUGGCCGUCUGCACAAGGGCAGAGGAGGCCUUCCGCCGGGCCCACGUGGUCAUCAUCCUGGACGACCCUGCGGACAAGGAGAUACGCACGUUGGAGGAGUACAUCCGCAGCAGGGUGCCGCUGUGCAGGCUCCUCGGGCACCUGAUCGAGAAGAACGCUCACGAAUCUGUCAGAGUGAUCGUAGGAGGGAAAACCUUCGUCAACCUUAAAACGGUGUUGCUGAUUAGAUACGCCCCAAAGGUGGCGCACAAUAUCAUCGCUGUGGCGCUGGGGGUGGAAGGGCAAGCGAAAGCAGCUCUGGCCCGAAAACUGAGAACAACGCCCUCCUGCAUCAAAGAUGUGAUAGUUUGGGGUAACAUUAGUGGAUGUGGCUACAUCGAUCUGAGAAAGGCCAAGGUUCACAACUACGACAGCGCUGUCUGGGGACCUCCUCACUUUGCACGCCCUGUUUUAAGUUUGAUUUUUGAUAGUGAGUGGGUGAACAGAGAGUUUGUGGCAACUCUUAACGAGUGGAUCGCCACAGGAAAACAGUUUCGAGGCAUCCUAGCCGCACACAGUAUAGCCACUACGUUGAAAUACUGGUACCACGGCUCACCACCUGGGGAGAUGGUGUCGCUAGGAGUAUUGAGUGGAGGCCAGUUUGGUAUUGCUGAAGGGGUCGUCUUCUCCAUGCCUGCGAAGUGUGAGAAUGGAACAUGGGUGGUUCUCACAGAUCUGGAAGACAUUGAACUAGAUAAACAAAUACUGACCAGAAUAACAAGAGACCUGAUUCAGGAGAUACUUGUUGCAUUUGGAGAUGUAAGAUAUUUUCAGCCGUAUCAAUCAGGUAAUUUUUUUAGAUGUGAUGUUUUAUUGGGCUGCUCUUAA
This is a messenger RNA of Artibeus jamaicensis (Jamaican fruit-eating bat), 1491 nucleotides long. RefSeq names its product malate dehydrogenase 1B (gene MDH1B). The transcript has 9 exons. The coding region runs from base 43 to 1491 and encodes 482 amino acids. The record is from RefSeq and is a predicted model, not a curated record. NCBI's taxonomy places the organism in Eukaryota, Metazoa, Chordata, Mammalia, Chiroptera, Phyllostomidae. Gene Ontology annotation, biological process: oxaloacetate metabolic process; malate metabolic process; tricarboxylic acid cycle. Gene Ontology annotation, molecular function: L-malate dehydrogenase (NAD+) activity.